UCCCAGGGAGGGUGCGGGCGUCGUCUCCGCGGCGGGCGAACCCCCGAGCCUACCCGUCUCGCCAUGAUCGACUCGGUGAAGCUGCGCCGCGACAGCGCGGCCGACUUCUACUCGCACUACGAGUACCUGUGCGCGCUGCAGGACUCGGUGCCGCUCGCCGCCGUGCGCGCCUGCCUCCGCGAGGGCGUGCUGGACUUCGACGCCGACCGCCUCCGCGUCGUGGACUGGGCGCCCCUCCUGAGCACCCUGAAGGUUAACAAAAACCUGCCCUUGAUCUCUAUAAAGAGUUUCUUCCAACCGUGGCUUGGAGAAACAGUUUCUGACAGAAGUAAAGUUUAUAGAAGUCGGAUUCCUGCGGUAAGAUCCAGAGACAUAUCCUUCCAGCUGUGUAAAGCCCUGAAAGGCUGUUUAAGUGUAUCAGGUGCUCUCAGGAACCUGGAGCUGAAUGGGCUGGUUCUGAGAGAGAGAGAUUUGACUGUUUUAACAAAGGGAUUGAAUAAAUCAUCUUCUUUGGUGCACCUGUCUCUUGCAAAUUGUCCAAUUGGAGAUGGAGGUUUACAAAUUAUUUGUCAAGGUAUAAAGAACUCUAUCACUCUAAAGACUGUAAACUUCACGGGGUGUAAUCUGACAUGGCAAGGAGCAGAUCACAUGGCCAAGAUCUUAAAGUAUCAGACCAUGAGAAGACACGAAGAAACCUGGGCUGAGAGUCUUCGCUAUAGGAGACCUGACCUUGACUGUAUGGCUGGCUUAAGGCGUGUCACUUUCAACUGCAACACACUUGUUGGUGACCUAGGAGCAAGUGCAUUUGCAGAAUCUCUUAGUGAGGAUCUAUGGCUUAGAGCACUCGACCUGCAGCAGUGUGGCCUCACCAAUGAAGGAGCAGAAGCUUUUCUAAAGGCCCUUGAAACCAACAGAACUUUGGUCAUUCUGGAUAUAAGAAAAAAUCCACUCGUUGAUCAUUCAGUGAUGAAAGCAGUUAUCAAAAAAGUUAUCCAGAAUGGAACGAGUGCUAAGUCAGAGUACCAGUGGAUAACAUCUCCAUCAGUAAAGGAACCAUCUAAAACUGCUAGACAGAAAAAGAGAACUAUAAUUCUGGGAAGUGGACGAAAAGGAAAAGCUACUAUUCGAAUUGGAUUGGCUACAAAAAAACCUGUAAACAAUGGAAGAAAACACACCCUUGGUAAAGAACAUUAUGCCCCUGAACCUCUACCACCUGGUGUGUCAGGUUUCCUGCCCUGGCGUACUGCAGAACGAGCAAAGAGGAACAGGGGUUUUCCAUUAAUCAAAACUCGUGAUGUCUAUAACCAUUUGCAGCAAUCGGAUUUUCCUGUGACUGUGACGGUAGAAAGUGCUUCAUCCUCAGAAAUCGAAGAGGUUGACGAUUCUUCAGGAAGUGUUCACGAAGUGCCUGAGAAAACUAGUGUGAAACAAGAAGCGCUACAGGAGAAACUGGAGGAGUGCCUAAAGCAGCUAAAAGAGGAAAGAGUAAUAAGGCUUAAGGCUGAUAAACGAGUAAAUGAGCUGGAAUGUGAAAAUGCGAAGUUAAGAAAUAUAAAUUUCUCCUUGUCUGAAGCUCUUCAUGCACAGUCAUUGACAAGCAUGAUCCUGGAUGAUGAAGGCGUUUUGGGCAGCAUUGAGAACUCUUUUCAGAAGUUCCAUGCUUUCUUGGAUCUCCUUAAAGAUGCUGGGCUUGGGCAGCUUGCCACAAUGGCUGGUAUAGAUCAGUCAGAUUUUCAUAUACUAGGUCGUCCCCAGAUGAAUUCUACUAUUAGUAAUGUACCUAAAGAAGAAAAGAAGGCACUUGAAGAAGAAAAACCAGAAUCAAAGCAGAAUGCCCUGGGGCAAAUGCAGAAUAUCCAAGUUUCUAUUUGUAUGCAGUCAGCUUACAAUGAAGGAACAGUAAUGAAGUUUCAGAAAAUUACGGGUGACGCUAGAAUUCCUUUGCCUGUCAACUCCUUCCAAGUCCCAGUUUCUACUCAGGAGGCCUUAAUAACUUCCGAAGACACCUUGGCGGUCCCGGGUACCGAGGAGCGACAGGAGCCUUUUGAAGAAUUCCUUGCUAGAGCGUGUUCUCCUCCAGCAGCUGCAACUUCUGAAACUGGAAGUCAAAGAAAAGAAGAGGAGUUGUCCAGAAGUAGCAGAUCCUCUUUAGAGAAAAUGACCAAAACAGGUGAAUGUACCAAAAAACACUCUGCUAAGAGACAACAUGGAAAGGAUCUGCAUUUCCACUCCAACUCUGCUGUAAACCAGAAAAGCAAAGGAAUCGGGGGCAGUAGUUCUUUGAUUAAUGAGCCAAUUAAAAGUGAGUCUUUGAAAAAACACCUUUCUGCCAAGAAAGAAGGUGGAAUAGUGACUGUUUCAUCCAAGACAAAUAAAAGUAAACCCAAUCCAUUAGAACAUUCUGAAAGUGAUACUCUUGGGUCUGAUUUUGAAUUUCAGGAAAGUAUCCAUACUCUGUCACGUCUGACAUAGGUCUAAGUCUUCUGAAAUUAUGUUUUUGCCUUCAAAUUUUAAUAAAUUUUCUUACGUUUUCA
This is a messenger RNA of Loxodonta africana (African savanna elephant), 2534 nucleotides long. RefSeq names its product centrosomal protein 78 (gene CEP78). Gene Ontology annotation, cellular component: centrosome. Bases 64 to 2472 code for a protein of 802 amino acids. Gene Ontology annotation, molecular function: protein binding. The transcript has 16 exons. NCBI's taxonomy places the organism in Eukaryota, Metazoa, Chordata, Mammalia, Proboscidea, Elephantidae. The record is from RefSeq and is a predicted model, not a curated record.